CCUAAAAGCAAACGCAUGACGCGAACGAGAGAGGAGCCUGGAAAAGAAGAAACCGGUGAUUGGAAGUUAUGGAAGAUAUGGAGAUGGAAGUUCAGAGAAAGCAGUUUGAAGUAGACCUUGGGCAUGUUUUGGCCUUUGAUUCCUCUCACCACUUCCGCUCUCCUCCUUCCAACUGGGAGGAGUUGGUAAAGGAAUGUCUACAGAGGGGCACUGAGCUAGUUCAAGCGAUUGCAGAUGGUGUUUUCAGCUUACCUUCUACUGAAGACGUAGAUGGUCCCCUUGUGAAGUUGCCACCGCCAACAACAAAACUGCCUAGGGAAAAGCAUCUUCCAAGGCCUAAACCUCCAACAAAAUGGGAAGUGUUUGCCAAAGCAAGAGGUAUACAGAACCAUAAAAAGGACAAGGUUGUUUGGGAUGAACAAACUGGCACUUGGAAGCGUCGAUAUGGACGUGAUCGCGUUAAUGAUGAUGAAGACAUACCCAUCCUUGAGGCCAAGGCGACUGAUGAGCCAGGGCAGGAUCCUUUUGCUAAAAGACAAGCAGAAAAGAAUACACGAGUUAAGAAGCAAGAGAAGAAUACGUUGCAGAACCUGAAAGAAGCUGCAAAAGUUGGCGCCUUGCCAAGCCAUGUACAACUAGCUGCUACAACGUUGCCAAUAACAGGAACCCAGGCUGCCACAAAGAAACUAACUAAAGAUGAACUUGGGAAUGUCGCCAGUCUUGCUGCAACUGCCACCGCAAGUGGUGGCAAAUUUGAUAAGAAAUUGCCUGGAGAAAAAGCUCCUAAAAAGCAAGGAAAGCAUCGCAAGUUUUGUAUUCUACUACCCACACAUAUGUUUCUGCGUAAAUAUAUAACCUGGAUAACCAUGAUAAAGUUUUAUGAUUUUUCUUUUUGUUCAUUUGCUUUUCAGUUCCUUCCAGUUGUGGAAGGUUCAGGGAUAGGCACACAAGAGAAGGAGCAAACUGAUAAAGUACUGAGCAAGUUAAUAUCUAAGAAUUCUCAUGAGAUUCUCAACGUUAAUAAGGCCGUUAACAUGUACAAUGUGAAGAAAGAGAAGAAGCGGAGGAACGAUAAUGAGAAGUCUUCAACUUCAACUAGGUUGAAAACCAAAGCCAAACCCAUGAAAGGAAAGAACAAAUCUCUUAAGAAGCCUUUGAAGGGAGGUUCAAAAGGUGGCUUGGCUAAGAAAGGGAACGCAAAAUAAUAGUGUAGACAAUGUUUAGUUGUGCUAAAAGCAUAUUAGUUUUGGCUAGGUUACUGCGUUUAUUUUGAUGGUGAAAGGAAUCUUGUUGCAUUGUUCAAUCUAUCCUGUCAGUCCAUAAUCUGCACCAUUAUUGACUGGUGUUGUUUCUGUCUCUCUCAACCAUCUCCAGCAAAGUUUUUGUUUUUUUGGUUUGAAUGAGAAUGGUAAAAGAGUAUUUUUCAUCUCUCAA
Messenger RNA from Tripterygium wilfordii, 1434 nucleotides. Its product is annotated as ribosome biogenesis regulatory protein homolog. The transcript is spliced from 7 exons. The record is from RefSeq and is a predicted model, not a curated record. Gene Ontology annotation, molecular function: protein binding. Gene Ontology annotation, biological process: endonucleolytic cleavage in ITS1 to separate SSU-rRNA from 5.8S rRNA and LSU-rRNA from tricistronic rRNA transcript (SSU-rRNA, 5.8S rRNA, LSU-rRNA); ribosome biogenesis; ribosomal large subunit biogenesis. Gene Ontology annotation, cellular component: preribosome, large subunit precursor; nucleolus; nucleus. The coding region runs from base 69 to 1205 and encodes 378 amino acids. NCBI's taxonomy places the organism in Eukaryota, Viridiplantae, Streptophyta, Magnoliopsida, Celastrales, Celastraceae.